AUGUGCCUUUACUGCACUCAGCAACGUCAACAGCAGCUUAAUCAAUUGGUAUCACUUUCUACGGCAGGUGACAAAUUAACUUCACAGAAUCCUGAAGUAACUGGUAUCGGCUCUGGCGGUACUCAAUUCUGCCUGCCUGGCUCUGGUCGUAAUGACAGUGCUUUAGCUACUGAUGUUAGUUCUUCAGCCGUUCUUGGUACUUCGCUCCCUGACUCAAUUCUUACUGGACCUUUAUCACAGACCAAUACAAUUUUAGUUGGCAACACAAAUAUGCCUUCACUUACUUCUGAUUCAAAUUCAGUGGCUAUUCUGGUGCCAUCGACUUCAGCAACCGGCUCUCUGUCGGCCGGGCCUCUCACUGAUUCUAUCCCGUUCUCCUCCAAGCCACCAUCUAUCGUUCCUCUAUCCCAAAUUUCCCGCCCAGAUAUCCCCGGCGGCGGUGUUGCUGGCUGCUGCUCCAUAUCAGGCCUUGGCCAUUCAUUUGCGCCUCUAGCCGGAUGGUCAAUCGAACUUAUACCUGAUCAAUCAACUACUCCUCUCCAGCAUCCCCAGCCUGCCUCAUUCUCGGCUUUUGGUCAGCUGUCAUCUGAAGCUCUGCCUCCUCAACUAGUGGCUAAUUUUUCAGAUGAUCCCUCACCACUUCCCGCCCUUGGUGACGGUCCCUGCUCUGUCUGUCAACCCCGGGCUUCCUCUUCCAGUUCAUCUUCCUCUACUUCAACAGAACCAUGUUCUUGUUUGCCACUCUCUCUCUCCCCUGCUCGGGAAAGCACUGGCUGCGUGGAGCCUGUAGGGGAAUCUGCUGUUGGUGCAGCUGCCUGUCCAGGGCCAGAUCAAGACCAACUGGCUUGUGCGCGACUCAUUCGACAGCUAGCUAGUGAAAUACUGGUCGCAAUGCAACAUCAUCAACAACAACAGCAUCAGCAAUACCAACAGCUCAUAAGCACUCAAACAUUUCAAGCUUUCUCCCAGGAACCGACUCCACAAAUUAUAUCAAAUCCGAGUAACGCGAGCAGUAACAAUCCCAAUAUAAAUACUACGACCGUCAACGAUAGUAACAACAUCAACAUCACAAAUGGCGUUCCUUUGGCAUCUGGCCAAGAGACCUGGUCGCAUUCCUAUCAACCUGCCAGCUGA
This is a messenger RNA of Protopolystoma xenopodis, 1134 nucleotides long. NCBI's taxonomy places the organism in Eukaryota, Metazoa, Platyhelminthes, Monogenea, Polystomatidea, Polystomatidae. The record is from the annotation of a GenBank genome assembly.